Messenger RNA from Pogoniulus pusillus (Red-fronted tinkerbird), 669 nucleotides. RefSeq names its product mast cell protease 1A-like. The transcript has 5 exons. NCBI's taxonomy places the organism in Eukaryota, Metazoa, Chordata, Aves, Piciformes, Lybiidae. Gene Ontology annotation, molecular function: serine-type endopeptidase activity. Gene Ontology annotation, cellular component: intracellular membrane-bounded organelle; cytoplasm. The record is from RefSeq and is a predicted model, not a curated record. Gene Ontology annotation, biological process: proteolysis. Bases 1 to 669 code for a protein of 222 amino acids.
AUGCUGCUUCUGCUCACAAGUGCUUUUGUCCUUCUCCCAUGGGCUGGGGCUGGAAGGAUCAUUGGUGGGCAUGAAGUUAAGCCUCACUCCAGGCCCUACGUGGCCUAUGUAUCAGUUAGAAGUGACUCAGGGGGAGCUAAGCCAAAGACAUCUCGAUGUGGAGGCUUCCUGGUUCAUCCUUACGCAGUGCUCUCAGCAGCUCAGUGUGUGGCUGGAAUAAAGAAAGUGACUGUCAUUGUGACCCUGGGAGCCCACAACAUAGGUAAGAAAGAAGCAGAACAGCAGGUGUGCCAUGUUGACCACUGGGUCAUCCAUCCCAAAUAUUCACAUCAUGGCCAUAAAAACGACAACAUGCUGCUGAAAGUGAAACCAGGAACUACCUGCCAAGCAGCUGGCUGGGGCAGGACAGCACUAAAUGGAGGCCAGAGUAGUGUUCUGAGGGAAGUGGCCCUGGAGGUGCAGAGAGAGGAAGUGUGUGAACAGACUUUCCAGAAGUACCUGUGGCAGUCCAUGCUGUGUGCUGGUGAUGAGCAUGGCAAGAAAUCUACUUUCCGCGGUGAUUCUGGUGGCCCAUUGAUCUGCAAUGGGAAGGUUCAUGGCAUCGUCUCUUAUGGACACAAAAAUGCCUUGUUCUUUGAAGUGUAUAGCAGAGGGUCCCUGGAUAUGUAA